AAGCCAAGAUCGAAGAUCCAGAUCACAUUCAAAGUUUAAACUACACGAGGAUAGUCGACGGAGAUCCCUCAGAGAAUAGAUAGGUCGAUGAACAGAUCCCUUUGAGAGUAUGUAGUUUAAGUGCGUACAGGAAACAAGCGUACCAAAAAGACCCAGGGGUAUUAACCCUGUUUUCAGACAAUUUUUGUGGUUUACAGUUUGACUUUUUGAAUAAGAAAGUAGACUCCUUCAAGAAACUGCCGUAAAGUGAGCUAAGGCAAGUGUUGCAGUGAGAUAGGUGGCGUAGUCUACACCUGUGGAUGCGAGAAGCACUUUGGACUUUCGUUGGAAACCCCUGAUGACAAGACGCAUAACAAGUAGCCUACUGCAUUACACAAAAUAGGCAGUUGAUAGUAGUGCAGGGAUUUCGGAAAAAGCUACAUUUCAAGGGAAGAUGUGGAGGAGUUUUACUCUCCUAGUAACGUUUCUCCUGAGCGAGUAUAGUUGCGGCUCGUAUGUGCCGUGUGAACCGUGUGACCAAAAGGCGCUCUCCAUGUGUCCGCCGGUGCCGAUCGGAUGCCAGUUGGUGAAGGAACCCGGUUGCGGGUGCUGCCAGACGUGCGCGCUCACUGAGGGCCAAUCUUGUGGUGUGUACACCGGGACAUGCUCGCGGGGGCUCCGCUGCCUGCCGAAGAACGGGGAAGAGAAGCCGCUGCACGCGCUCCUCCACGGCAGAGGAGUUUGCACAAACGAAAAGAUGUACAAAUCGCUGCAUACUUCACGGGUUGGGAACUCUCCUGACUCUAUCCUGCCCCAGGCCAAGGUACCCCUGUACAGCAGAGAUGAACAAAUGAGCAGUAGGAAGGCUCAGGCUCUGAAAAUUGCCAUGGAACGCAAAAGACAGAAGGCCAAGAUCCACUCUGUCUCUGGCCUUGACUACUCUCCCCUCACAAUAGACAAACUGCAGCCAGAGAUUGGUCCCUGCAGGAGAAAGCUGGAUGGGAUUAUUCAGAACAUGAAGCACACCUCUCAGGUCAUGGCCUUCUCCCUCUACAUACCCAACUGUGACAAGAAGGGCUUCUACAAGCGCAAGCAGUGUAAACCGUCUCGCGGACGGAAGCGUGGGAUCUGCUGGUGUGUGGACAGCUUUGGCGUGAAGCUCCCAGGAACUGACUACAGCGGGGGAGACAUUCAGUGCAAAGACCUGGAGAACAUCAGCAACAACUAAUGAAAGAGAAAGAAAGAAAGAAAGAAAGAAAGA
Messenger RNA from Hypomesus transpacificus, 1240 nucleotides. RefSeq names its product insulin-like growth factor-binding protein 5. Gene Ontology annotation, biological process: regulation of insulin-like growth factor receptor signaling pathway. Gene Ontology annotation, molecular function: insulin-like growth factor I binding; insulin-like growth factor II binding; fibronectin binding. Bases 434 to 1207 code for a protein of 257 amino acids. NCBI's taxonomy places the organism in Eukaryota, Metazoa, Chordata, Actinopteri, Osmeriformes, Osmeridae. The record is from RefSeq and is a predicted model, not a curated record. Gene Ontology annotation, cellular component: extracellular region. The transcript has 5 exons.